CUUCAAUGAAAUGAUACCACCUUGCUGAUCAUGAUCCCUGCCACCAGGCUAACCAUCAGCCGCAGCACCACAAUUUCAGGCAUGCUGAGCCCCAAUACCACACUGAUGGUGCCCACCACCAGGUCUCUAGCAACUGCAAUAGCCAGCUCAAGCACUCCCACAGCCAAACUGGUCCUGGCCAUGGCACGAUGAUGAGCCAUCACCAGAAACAAUCCAGCUCGAACUCUCUACUUCCAAUGGCCACGAGCAUGAUUGGGCCACUGGCUUCAUGGGCCAUCAUGACACCUCAUCUGGCCAUCAAAAGCAUGGCAAUGCAUCAGCUGGCCAUACCGCUCUUGCCAUAACCCACAGAAACCAUGCCCAUGCCGGUUUCAAGAGUGGCCAUGAGGCUUCAGGCCACCACAAAGUUGAUAACUAGGGCUAUGCUCAGGCCGACUUCAAUAGUUUCCAUGAGACUGCAGGUCAUCAUAAGGCUGAUAGCUGGAGCCAUGCUCAGAGCGGCUUCAAGAGUGGCCAUGAGACCGUUGGACAUCAUAAGACUGAUAAUUGUGGCCAUGCUCAGACUGACUUCAAGAGCGGCCAUGAGGCAUCAUGCCAUCUCUAUAAGGCUGAUAACUAGGGCCAUGCUAAGACCAGCUGAAAGAGUGGCCACAAGAUCACGUGACAUCAUAAGGCUGAUAACUGUGGCCAUCCUCAGACUGGCUUCAGGAGCGGACAUGAGACGGAGGGCCAUCAUAACUCUGAGAGUCAUGGCAAUGGGAUGCUUAAAUUCAUCAAGAAUGCUGCUACUACUCUCGGCCAUGGCAAACAACAUGGCUCAUUGGAAUGGGUGCUGCAACUGAGUACUACAGGAGUGAGAAGAAAGUUGAAAAGAAGUGCUCAUCAAGCGAGAUUAAGAUGAAAACAAAGAGCGGCGACCAUAACAACAAGGUCAAGAAGAAUAAAGAGUGCGGGAAAGACAACGACAAUAGUAGCAGCAAUAGCAGCGACAAUGAUUAAGCAUCUACAAUAGCAGAAUGCUUGGGGACAACUUUAUUCGCAUCUAAGUAUGCAAAGUUAAGAAGAUGUUGCUUUUAUAAAAUAAAGGACCAAAGUGGCGAAUGGCUAUCACUAGCAGCUUAAUUUCACCAUUGGAAUAAACUUGUUGAAUUAAUACAUAUAACAGAUCUUUACUUAACAUGAUACAACUCCAAAGGAGCAGACACAUAGAGCUAGGCAGUCCCAUACUGACCACAAAAUUAGCUACGGGAUUGUUCAACAUUACUGCAAUUGUAUUCGCCAACUAUAAAUCCUUAUUUCCCCAGGGAACGGUCACCCAGAAUCCUGUCUAUGAUACUACAAACAUAUACCAAAAGAGAGCUAGCUAGGUGGUGGAACAAAAUCUUAACCACAAUGUAUGAUUUUCUUAUUUUAAAGAUAAUUUCUCAUUCAAUUUUUUAUUAUCUAUUUUGAUACUCAAUUAUCAUUCAUUUAAGCAAGACAAGGCAAAGACCAACAAUACCUUUGUUCGGAACCAUGUUGUAGGAUGUAACUUGUAACAAGUCUUCGUCUAUCGGGAAGGAUCAACUACAUUAACCAUGACAACAAAUGGCUACAACACUGUUGAAAGCCACUCAACUAGUGAUUAACUGUAGAAACAAGAUAGUUCCAACAGUAAUAGAGAACACACAAUUUAGCAAACGACUAUACAAAAAUGAUUCUCGACAUUCAUAUCAAGCUCAAGUCGUAGACGUAGGAAUCCAUCCCUUGGUUUGAGUUUUGUCCCUGACACUGAAGAGCCUCACUUACUCGUGUUUUGGAGCCUGUGGCCACUGAUUAACACAAGACAACAUGGAGCAAUUUCGGAACUUUCAGAUAUUGAUAACAAGUGGAGGUUGAGGGGAUAGAACUGGAGGAUAUGUAAUGAUAACUAUGAGAAUGAAGGACGAAUAGCUAUUGAAAACCACAGGAGCCCGCUCAUUUCAUCACCCUAUCAAAAAAUCCCCAUUCAUUUGGAUGCGAAAGGUGGUGCUAAUCUUGCGUACAAUACAGUGAGAGCAGAGAGCUAAAACUUGGUCCACAUGUCACACAAAACCCAGCCUAAUUACUUCAAGGAACCUUCGCAGAAAUUGAGAAUAGGAACAUGCUCCCAUACAAAGCUCCACCAGGCUGACAAAACUCUAUCUUUGACAGCGGAUUUGGGGUCCAGAAGUAGAGAAUGUAAUUAUGGUAGGAUUUGUGUCUAGGGAGGAGAGAAUGUGAUGAAGAACACCAUUAGGAAAAUCACAUAGUAUGCCAAUUUUUGAGUCCUACCUCCUCUUCUUGUUAUUCGUCAUGGAGCAUAGCUUGAGUUUCACACUUCUCUGCUGCCUGGAUCACUAAACCUUAGAGAGAUGUAUCCUUAUUAACUCAAGCAGAUAGCUUUCAUGAAUGGUGAAAGACGUUAAAAUGCAAAGUUUGAACAUCAACUAUAAGAUUCCAUUCCAUAUACAGAGAAAUUUCAUCUAACCUUCCAGUGGAAUCAACUUUCAUUAAGACC
Messenger RNA from Linum trigynum, 2518 nucleotides. Lineage: Eukaryota; Viridiplantae; Streptophyta; Magnoliopsida; Malpighiales; Linaceae. The record is from the annotation of a GenBank genome assembly.